Molecule: messenger RNA, 2329 nt
Organism: Alligator sinensis (Chinese alligator)
Lineage: Eukaryota; Metazoa; Chordata; Crocodylia; Alligatoridae
Gene: HNRNPAB
Product: heterogeneous nuclear ribonucleoprotein A/B
Exons: 8
Coding region: 148-936 (262 amino acids)
Biological process (GO): regulation of gene expression
Cellular component (GO): nucleoplasm
Molecular function (GO): RNA binding
Source: RefSeq, a predicted model, not a curated record
CUCUCCGGCUCUAUAAAGGCGGCCACGCGUCGAGGCUGCGGCCCUGAGAAGACGUGUCUCGGGGGGAGCGCAGCACGCACGCAGCCGCGCGGGGGUUUUAAUCCGAUUCCGGCCGGCCCGGAUUUUAUUGGGGCGGUUUUAAGGAAAAUGUUUGUUGGUGGCCUCAGUUGGGAUACAAGCAAAAAAGACUUGAAAGAUUACUUCACCAAAUUUGGAGAAGUGACUGACUGUACGAUAAAGAUGGACCCUAACACAGGAAGAUCCAGAGGCUUUGGGUUUAUUCUCUUCAAAGAACCUGCAAGUGUUGAAAAGGUUCUGGAACAGAAAGAACACAGGCUAGAUGGGCGAUUAAUUGAUCCCAAAAAGGCCAUGGCGAUGAAAAAGGAUCCAGUGAAAAAGAUCUUUGUUGGAGGACUUAAUCCAGAAGCCACAGAAGAGAAAAUCAGGGAAUACUUUGGAGAGUUUGGGGAGAUUGAAGCAAUUGAACUUCCGAUGGAUCCAAAGACCAACAAAAGGAGAGGUUUUGUUUUCAUCACAUUCAAGGAAGAAGAUCCAGUCAAGAAGAUCUUGGAAAAAAAAUUCCAUAAUGUCAGUGGAAGCAAGUGCGAGAUCAAGGUAGCACAGCCAAAAGAAGUAUACCAACAGCAGCAGUUCAGUAGUGGUGGUGGAAGAGGCAGUUAUGGAGGAAGAGGCAGAAGUGGAAGAGGUGCUCAGAGUCAAAAUUGGAAUCAAGGUUAUGGCAAUUACUGGAACAACCAGGGUUAUGGGAGUCAAGGAUACGGCUAUCAGCAAGGUUAUGGUGGCUAUGGAGGCUAUGAUUAUUCAGGAUAUGGGUAUUAUGGAUAUGGACCAGGCUAUGAUUACAGUCAAGGCAGUGCAAAUUAUGGAAAGUCACCAAGACGUGGUGGUCAUCAGAAUAACUACAAGCCAUAUUGAUCAAACUUAUUCAGGAAAAGCUCCUUUCUAAAGCUGGCUGUCCACUGGAAGUGGAACCCACAAAUCCUGCUGAGGAGCACAGAUCCUGUGUCCAUUUACUUUAGCUAAUGCUUCACAGAGCUGGUAAGAAGCUAGAGCUAAAAACUACAGCUGCAAAGACAAAUGUCUUCUGGCAAUACUGUGUUCUUGAGGAUUUAAACUGCAUCAAUUAAGGUAGAAUAAUGAACCUGUGCAGUGGAUUUUGUGAAUAUUGGUUGGAGUUUAUGGAAAGAAAGUAUGAAGUUACUCAUGACUACCAUUUUUCCAUGAGAAAAAUCAAGUAAUUAGUGCCUCUAGUUUUGGCUUGUAUGUAAGGCAGGCAGUCAUACUGUUACCUUCUAGAAGGUGCUUCCUGUACUUUUGUAAUGAGGUAGUUGUUUAUUCCUGACUUAUUUGGACCUGGGGAAAAGCCAACUUAAUGCAGGAGACAGUACAUACAUGUUUAAAGUACCUGCAUUAAGCCGGUCAAUUGUAAUGACAGCUAAAUCAAGCUGGAGGUAACUAGAGUUUCUCUGUCCUCUGAAAACUGAAUAGUACAAGUAGGCAAAGUUUAGUAAUAACCCCAAAAUGGAAAGACCUGCUUCAGCGUUUCUUUUUAAAUAAGUGUUACUGCCUUAAGUAAUGUAUGCUACAGUGUAGAGGCGUUUGGUUUUCUUCCCACCCCUUUCCCAUGUCCACAUGUGUGGGGCUGUUCUUGGUGUCACUUGGACCCCCCCAAACAAACAAACAAAACCAAACCCAAACAAACCCCAAACAAACAAAAAACGGAAAACACUAGUUUCGAGCCCUGUACUAUACAUUGCCAAACCAUUCUGGUGACAGACUUUCUGACCACUCUUCAAGCAAAGCAAGCAGUUUUUUUGCAAGUAAGACAGGAACAGGCCCCACAACUCUAAAAUGAUACACACUGAAACCCUAGACUACUCCAGCUCUACUGUUACUCUGUCAUUACUACAACAAGUAGUUUCCCCUCAGUAAGAGCAACCUGUCUGUAAAGGAGGUAACUGGCUCCUAGGGUAGUAAGUUGAGGAAAUACAUAAGCUUUAAAAAUUUAUGGUGUAAUAAUGCUAAGUAGAUUUCUUUUAAUUGAAAGGUUUUAAGUGGCACUGUAGUUUUAAUGAUGUAUUAAAAGCUAGCUAACUUCUACUGUUCCCCUUCAACAAAUGUGCACGUGGCAGCCUUUUGGUGUUAGAUACCCCCCUCUACAUGGCUCAGAAGUUAAGCAAAAUAUUGAACAUAACAAACAUGUUGCUCAUUUCUUCACUGUAAGUAUACUGUAUCAUAAGUGAUCUUGACAAUUUAGUCAAGUAGUGGAAAAUUUAUAAAAUGCUUACCUAUUAAAAUUGAAGCUUAA